AAGGUAGACCCAGAAGGCCGGCCAACUGCAAGUGCCCAUCCAGCGAGGUUCAGCCCAGAAGACAAGUAUUCCCGGCAGCGCAUCGUCAUCAAGAGAAGAUUCGGACUUUUGUUGACGCAACAACCAGCAGUUCGUUACUAGGAACAGGGUGGAAAUAUAAUGAUUUAUAA
Molecule: messenger RNA, 170 nt
Organism: Penaeus monodon (black tiger shrimp)
Lineage: Eukaryota; Metazoa; Arthropoda; Malacostraca; Decapoda; Penaeidae
Source: RefSeq, a predicted model, not a curated record